UGGUAUUAUGGAACAGCCGCCAAAGAAGAAAAUGGUUCCCGUUAGCACCUCUGGAUUUCAACCGGACUAUGACCGGAAAGCUGAGCUCACGGCGUUCGACGAAACCAAAGCCGGCGUCAAAGGACUUGUUGAUGCCGGAAUCACGGAGGUCCCUCAAAUCUUCAUCCUACCUUCACCUGAAAACCUCAACUCCGAUGAUCAACCGUCUCGUUCAGAGCUAAUUCUUCCGACCAUCGACCUGGCCGGAAUCAAUGAAGAUCCAGAGCGUAGAAAGGAGGUGAUCGAGAAAGUGAAAGAUGCAUUGGAGAGCUGGGGAUUCUUCCAGAUGGUGAAUCAUGGAAUCCCGAUUAGUAUGUUGGAGGAAAUGAUAAAAGGGGUGAUAAGGUUUCAUGAGCAAGAGAGUGAGGUGAAGAAACAGUGGUACACCAGAGAUAUGAGUGGGAAGAGUAGGGUGAUUUACAACAGCAACUUCGACUUGUACGUUGCACCKGUGACUAACUGGCGAGACUCUUUGUACUGCACCAUGGCUCCUAACCCUCCUCAGCCACAUGAGUUACCGCCCUCCUGCAGAGAUAUUUUGGUAGAGUAUUCGAGUCAAGUGAUGAAAUUAGGAGAUUGUGUUUUUGAGCUAAUAUCUGAAGCUCUUGGGCUCAAUCCCAAUCACCUUUCAGACAUGGGUUGUACCGAAGGGCUUGCUAUACUUAGCCAUUACUAUCCUUCUUGUCCACAACCAGACUUGACAAUAGGCACCCCUAACCACACCGACAACGAUUUCAUCACAAUACUUCUACAAGAUCAAAUUGGUGGCCUCCAAGUCUUUUAUCAAAACCAAUGGACUCAUGUUCCUCCUAUCCCUAGGGCUCUUGUGGUGAAUGCUGGAGAUCUAUUACAGCUAAUUACAAAUGACAAGUUUGUGAGUUCACAACACAAGGUGUUGGCAAACAAGGUUGGUCCAAGAGUAUCAGUGGCUUCGUUCUUUUCGACAGGCUCAAUUCAGACCUCAAAGGUAUUUGAACCAAUUAAAGAGUUGCUUUUAAAAGACAAUCCAGCCAAGUAUAGAGCCACAACAGUGAAAGAAUAUGUAGAAUACUACAAUAAAAAGGGACUCGAUGGCAGAUCCGGUCUUCUGCAUUACCAAAUCUAGUUAGCUUAGGUCAACACUACUUUGAGCAAGAUGAUGAAGCUCUUAUUUUCAUGAUCAUCGCAAUGGCGGUGUUAUUUAAAAAAUGUUUGUUUUGCUUUUUGAGUGAUAUUUAUAAGAAUAUGCUAAGAACUGUUAAGUUUGUAAUAUUAUUGGUAAUACAAUUAUACAACAAGAACCACAUAUA
This is a messenger RNA of Cynara cardunculus var. scolymus (artichoke), 1328 nucleotides long. Its product is annotated as 1-aminocyclopropane-1-carboxylate oxidase homolog 1-like. The transcript is spliced from 3 exons. The record is from RefSeq and is a predicted model, not a curated record. The coding region runs from base 8 to 1144 and encodes 378 amino acids. Lineage: Eukaryota; Viridiplantae; Streptophyta; Magnoliopsida; Asterales; Asteraceae.